Messenger RNA from Racocetra fulgida, 365 nucleotides. NCBI's taxonomy places the organism in Eukaryota, Fungi, Glomeromycota, Glomeromycetes, Diversisporales, Gigasporaceae. The record is from the annotation of a GenBank genome assembly.
AAUUCGAAAUCGAAAUAAAAGAUGAAGCUGAAGAAGUUAAAGCCGAAGUUGAAGAAGACAAAGUUGAAGAAGAUGAAGUUAGAGAAGCUGAAGUUGAAAAAACUGAAGUUAAAGAAGCCGAAAUCGAAGUUGAAGAAGAGGUUGAUAAUAAUCUUAAAACAGAAGAGGUUACUAUUGAUGAAGCUGCUAUUAUCGAAAAAAUAUACUAUCAUUUUGAAUUCAGUAAUAGUGAUAAAGAUAGUGUUGUUAAAAUUAAGAAAAUUUCUUAUUCUGUCACUUUGAAUAAAUGCAAAUCAUUUAUACUAUAUAUAGAACAACAGGGCCUCAUAAAAUUCAUAGAAGACCAAGAUCUACCAGUAUUAUGA